This is a messenger RNA of Daldinia vernicosa, 1487 nucleotides long. RefSeq lists its product as uncharacterized. The transcript has a single exon. The record is from RefSeq and is a predicted model, not a curated record. Lineage: Eukaryota; Fungi; Ascomycota; Sordariomycetes; Xylariales; Hypoxylaceae. Bases 134 to 1411 code for a protein of 425 amino acids. Gene Ontology annotation, molecular function: carbon-sulfur lyase activity.
UCAUCAGGUUCAUAAAGGUGCGGGGGAGCGCCCACAGAUACGUGGGUUGACUUAAUAGUUUGGCUUCAGACUUCCCUCGGUCAAGUCAACAUUAAUAUAUACAAAGUCAGCUCUUUACUCUCGAUCUCGCGUAAUGUCGAAAGUCGUAAUCUCUUGCCUCUGCAGUGCUGCAAAGCAGACGGUAGUAUUAUCGCGCACCAAUGAAUCGACAUCCGGCCCUUGGGGUGUUGACCUAUGCCACUGCUACGACUGCCGCCAUAGUUCCGGUCUCCUGUGCGUAUCGUAUGCGCCUAUCCGGGUGCCGCCGUCUCUAAACGGCCUCGUCGCAUAUCCGGACGAGUCUGCGCAGCCCUCUACCACUGCUUCCCAGCGUUAUUUCUGUAGCACCUGCGGCUGCCACGUAUUCCGAUAUUACUCUACCGUUGGCGACGAGGAAAUCGGUAAGUCUUGGGAGGUAGCCACCGGCACCAUCAUCGCGCAGGUCAGCGUCGUCGACGAUGAUAAAUCGGUAGAGGGAGACGGCGGGGAGGAAGAGUCGCUCCUCCUGAGAUAUGCCCGACAUGUCAAUACCGACAGCACCAAAGACGGCGGCCUCUCCCCUUUUAUCAGGCUCGCUGGGGGGACCGAGCCAUCUAAAAAGAGGAGCCAGGUAAUAAACCAGAGCGGAGGCGGCGACAGCAAGGAUAUAAUACUCGAAGCGCACUGCCGCUGCAAGACGGUCCGCUUCUAUAUCACGCGUCCGGACGCCUCGAGCCGGCUCCCGCGGUCCCCGUUCUCGGAUCUUAUAGUCCCAACCGCGACGUCGCCGCGCGAGAUUAUCGAUAACCCCCGCGAUGAGAAAUGGUGGCUGCGCCCGCAAGGGAGGGAUAAUCCGGACCUGACGAGGUAUAUGGCCGGCACGUGUGCCUGUCGGUCUUGUCGGUUGGCUGCUGGUUUCGAGGUCCAGGCGUGGGCGUUCGUGCCGCGGAGUAAUAUUUUCUUUUUGCCGCCUGCUGCUUCUUCGUCAUCUUCCUCCUCAUCCACACAUCCUCCUCCUCCUCCUCCGUCAGAUAUAUCCUCCCACGCCCUCCCCCUCGACUUCCCCACCCUCCAGCAAACCUACUCUCCCCUCCGCACCUACGAAAGCUCGCCGGGCGUCUUCCGCGAGUUCUGCCCGCGCUGCGGCGCCUCCGUCUUCUGGCACGAUCGCUGGCGCCCUGACGUCGUCGAUGUGAGCGUCGGGUUGCUGGCUGCGGACGAGGGGGCGCGGGCGGAGAGAUGGUUGGAUUGGUGGCGUGGGAGGGUGAGUUUUCAGGAGGAUGCUGGUGAUGGAAGGGUUGGAGGGGCGGCGAGAUGGGGGAGAAAUGUGGUAGGGACGUUGGCGGAGGGGUUAAGAGGGUGGGAAGAGGAAGAUGGGAUGGUGGGUAGGUAGUUAAGGAAGGGAGCGGGGACUCCAGUGGGAGGGAGUUUGGAUUGUGUAUAAGUACGAAGUUGAUGUGACAAGUUAG